UCGCCGAAUUUCAUUCCAGUCCAAAAAAUUCUACAUUCCCAAAACCCUGAUAAUCUUCUUCCGGUGAGAGAGAAUGGCCAAGGAAGAACCAAAGGCAGAGACGAAGAAGAGGGUGGUGGAGUCGUUGGGAUGGCUGACGGAAUCAUCAAUCAUGCCGCGCAAGCAUCGCGCCAUCGAAGGAGUUGGUGCCUCCUCCAUCCUCGAGCUCAAAGCCCAACUCUACAGGUCGCAGGAGGAGUCUAAGCGCAAUCCCAAAGAUACAGUGCGCCCUACCGACCAAAAUUACGCUCAACAUCUGGAGGUCCAUCGCGCCAAGAAAAAGAUUUCCGCAAACGAUACUUUCUCCAAUAAGAACUCCGGCGUCGACGCCCGUGCCUUCAAGGAUAAGCUUGAGCUGAAGGCUGUUCAGGAUGGAUCAGCAAGCUACGCUGCAUUGGAGAAGAAGGCCGAAAUAUAUAAUAAGCUGGUGAGGGGGGAACUCUCUGAUGAAGAAGAUCAAGAGAAGUACUGUGUUGAUUUCUUUAGAAAGGGUCUGGAGCAGGAUCCAUCCCAGAUGUAUCAAGAGAGUGAUACUUCUACACCACAAGCCCAGAUGUCUCGAGAGAAUGUAGACGAUGGUGAUGACGGUGAUGAUUUCUUGUCGAAUGGUACAAAAGCUGCAGGGCUUGGGCGGACAUCUGCUGCUGUGGACAGGAGCCAGCAUAAGCAUUUCGUAAUGGAAGUUCAUGAGGAAGCAAAUCAAGCAAGGGAAAAAGUGUCUGAACUAAAAAUGCGCAGACAAGAGCAGCUUGCUGCAAAAAGAGAAAAAUUAAAGCAGGCCUACCUCCGAAAGCAACUUGAGAAGUUGAAAGCAUCUAAAGCAGAGCAAACCUGAGUGGGUCAGGUGAUUGAUCCUUAUAGUAGUUAUUAAGAGUUAAAUUGCACGGAUAUGUACACCUUGUUCUCUGAGAAAACAUCACAUAGCUCAUGAUUAAACGUCAUGUUCCUAGUUGCUCUACAUCUUCUGGUCUGUCAAAGUUUUAAACCUUAGAUGUGACUCAUUUUACCCUUCUUCCCUGAGCAUCCCUUCCUGUUGGCUAGUUUCCCAUGUUUACUAGAAGCUAUUAACUCUACUUUUUGUGUAAGUUGUCUUUGGAGUAAAAGUUGUCAUUUUAGAUAUAAAAAAAAAAAAAGACAUGCUUGUUGAUUAUCUUGAAGAUUGAAUAGCUAAUAUUUGUAUAUCCUGUGUCGGAACGCCGUUUGGGAACAGUUCUCAUGCUUUGUUAAUGGAGAAGUGCAUCAUGAGAUGGUUUUAUUAUGCAUUUGACACUGUCAUUGAAGUCUUGCGACCCUGACUCAUCUGCCAUCCCGUUACAUUGCAGGCAUUAAUGGACGUGAAAUUACACGCUUCAUCGGUCACAAAUAGCCAAAUUGCAUUGUUGUGAUUCGUCACUUUAUUCCGAAUGUCUGCUCAUGCUGAGAGACUCUGAACCUAGGCUCUGGAGUGCAAUGAGCAGGGGAUGCUAUAGAUGAGCUGGUAUAUUGCAGGAAGCAGAGCUCGAAACGAGAAGGAGUGAAGUCCAAACUUCCAAGAAUAUUAAAUCCAUUGUUUGUUUUUCAAAGCUGUAGCUAUCUUUCCUCCUUUUCAGUUUUAGUCCUCAUUCGUUCUUGUGAAUAUAUUGAAUGUGUGUAGAUCUAUACAACUCUCGAUUGGGGUAUCCUUGAUGCACUUUCAUGUCAUGUUUUCUGUUGGCCAAAGAAAACUCGGGAUCUUGUAUUCAUUUGCAGAAGUGAAUAUUCUUUUUGAGUUGCACUCA
Salvia miltiorrhiza (redroot sage) is the source of this 1796-nucleotide messenger RNA. RefSeq lists its product as uncharacterized. The record is from RefSeq and is a predicted model, not a curated record. Bases 74 to 874 code for a protein of 266 amino acids. Gene Ontology annotation, cellular component: nucleus. The transcript is spliced from 3 exons. NCBI's taxonomy places the organism in Eukaryota, Viridiplantae, Streptophyta, Magnoliopsida, Lamiales, Lamiaceae.